AAAAUUUAACGGUGGCAUGUUAAUUUUGUACCUCAGUGUAUUUAAUUCCUUUAAAUUGUCGCAAUAAAAUUAAAAUUGCCGGGUGUAAAAAUCGUCCUGGUGAUGAAGGACAUCGAUUAGGGCUCUAAAUGAAAACUAUCGAGAUGAAAGUAAACCUGCCGUCGCGCUUCUGUCAAAAGUUGUCAGGUUACCCGGCAUCUACAAAAGCAGAAGAUUUGACAACAAAAUAAGAUCCAAAACAACAGAUGAACCCGAUAGCGAAAUGCGUUUUGCUUUCGGCUCUGCUGAGCUUGGCCAAAUGCCGCCAGGCCAAAGACGAAUACCACGAGGAGCUUUUUAUUAAGCCGCUCAACGGCUAUGUUUACGCCUAUUUCCAGUUCACAACCGUGUGGGAAACUCCAAUUAACAAUCACACAUUCGAUCAUUGCCAUCUUUUUCCAAGACCUGUCGGUGAAAUUCUUCAGAGGCAUGACGUCCAAGAGCUCCACGUCAGUCUUACCAAAGGUCUCUGGAGGUAUGAGACUUGGGGCUACCCUGUUGUUUCCGCACCGCCUGGAGCUGAAUUGUGGACAUGGUUCAAGCCCAACACAUCUGAUAUUGACACUAAAUGGAAAGAGCUCACUGGGGCUUUGUCCGGCCUCCUCUGCUCGUCAAUUAACUUCAUCGAUGGGCAGAACACAAUGAGCCCGGAGCUGUCACUUAGGCCUUUAGGCAUUUCGCCGACAAAAGGGGAACCGAUUCUUAAAUAUUCAAGUCUUCCUCGAGAAAUUGUCUGCACUGAAAACUUAACCCCUUGGAAAAAGUUGCUCCCUUGUAAUUUAAAAAGGGGUUUAUCUGCUAUUUUGAACUCGGACCAUAUAUACAACACAAUUUAUCACUCUCUAGGAAUUCAUUUCCGACCAAUCUGCAUGGAUAAAGAAUGUAAGAGAACAGGAUUGGAAUUAGUGCAGUCUGUGUCUCUUGUUUACGAUUUGAUAAUAGUGCGCCAUGCAUUUCCACAAUGGUCCAUACAAAAACUUUUUGGCCAGGGCUUGGUCAAAACUUGCGCCCUUUCAAAAUCAUCAAUGAUAUACAUUGACAUAACAUCAAAUAAGACGGACAACCCUUUUAUUUUGAAACCAAAAAAUUACAAAAUAAUCGAGAGUACAAGAGGUGCUUAUACGACAACUUUAGCUGUUUUUAACAUGGAAGAAUUGAACUCUCUCAUAUUGUAUAACAUUGAAGUCACUUAUAUCAAUGCUAAAAAAAUGUACCCAGUCAACAUCCCACCAGUAGUUUAUGCUAAUCGAUAUAUAACAGGCUAUGGUCAAGAGUUUGGAGGUGUAACAACAAAAAUCCACAACCGCCACUUCCAACCGGUUCAGAUAUUAUUUUUAGAAAACAUACCUUGGUUUGUUCCAGUUUAUUUUCACUCGUUGAAGAUAGAAAGCGGUGGAAAACAAAUACAGCCUAUCAUGAAGAAGUACUUCCCUGGGAAAGAGAGAAGUCGGCCUUAUUACAUGGAGCUGCUUGUCGAGCUACCACCUCGUUCGGUCACUUUUAUUUCAAUCAAAUUCGAUUACGCCUUCCUCAGGUGGCAGGAAUACCCUCCAGAUGCAAACCAUGGUUUUUACAUGGGAUCUGCUAUGAUAACAGCAAUGCUUCCCAUCGCUAAAAAUUACACAUCGCCCCCUAGAGACAAAUCUCUGUUUGCUGAUGGUUUUAAUGCAUCAAGGCCUAAUUACCCUAUUCGUGUUACCACUGAGGUUUUGAUAAUAUCACUGCCAACACCAGAUUUCAGUAUGCCGUACAAUGUCAUCUGCUUGGCUUGUACUGUAGUGGCUUUGGCAUUUGGCCCAUUACACAACAUCACUACUAAAAAUUUUGUCUUUGUAAAGAGUACAGUCAAGAAAGGACUCAUUCGAAUCCUCCUGUACACCAUAUUCGACAAAGUCGGAGAAAUCACAGAUUGCCUUUACAAGAAGUACCAGGCUAGGCGAGCAACCAAAGUCGAGGAGACGUUACAAGAAAAAGGAGGUACACCUGUGGACAGACAGUCUGACAACGAGAGUGAACAUGAACGUAAAGAAUGUGAGCAAAGUGAAGAGAAAAAUGCUGAAGGUGUUUCUUAAAAUACUUUUUAAAUGGCAUUUUUCGAUAAUUGAGAAAGACUGCCAAACCGGACAAAAAAAAAUGUCCAGACUAAUUAAAAAAGGGCUAACAUUUCUGUUCUAAAACUAGUCUGAUUUGAAAAGGACUAUACUUUUGAAAAAAAAAAUGUUUUUCACCUCCAGGCUAGGCUUAAUUAUUUAAAAAAAUUUAAGUUUAAUUGAAGGUUAAUAUUGAUGUUAUCAACAAAUCCUAAUCUGUGUUGAAAACAUGUUGAACGGGCACACGGUCACUUGUUGGAUCCAACUCCACUCGCAGGUUUUUGAGUUAUUCAAACGUGUUCAGCAUUGCACCAUCUUCAUUGAGGAACAACUUCUUCAAGAUGGUGCAAUGCUGACAUGUGUUUGAAUAACUCAAAAACCCACGGAGGAGACAGACCCGUAAGUGAUCCUGUACUUGUUCAACACGAGUUCACUGACUUGCAGACUAAACUCAACUCUCGAGUUGAAAAAUUAAGGCUUUUCAUCUUUUUGCAUGUUUAAUAAUAAAAAAGAGGGAUUUGAUAUGGUGUUAGAAAAUUGCUCCCCUAGUACCAUUAUCGUCAUAAACAAUUCUUAAUAGUAUCUUACAUUAUAAACUUGCUUUAAAACACUAUUCAAACACUAUUUUUGGUUGUUUACAUUACUUAUUACUUGAUUAGUUAUCGUAGCAUCAAAUGCUGUGACUAUGCUAGGCCACCACAGAAUCAAACGCCACAUCUACAAAAUCAUUUUUUUUUUUUUUUUUUCUUUGGGCUGGAACACACUUCAUCUAUCAACCGUAGUAUUACGUCAGUUGUCGCUUUUCUUCUAGUACAGUCAAAUUGCGUGACCAACAGGGUUAUCCGACCCUUAAUUGUACAACAAAGGUGUACCAAACAAUACAAGGGUAAUUUGUGGAGGCUCCCAUUUCACAGCCCCCUGUUUUUUUGUCUUUUUGCCAGAGUAAGGUGUAAUAAGCUAUGUCCGUGAUGUGUAACAAACCUAAUAAAUUAUUCUUUGUA
This is a messenger RNA of Cimex lectularius (bed bug), 3130 nucleotides long. It is a transcript of the gene PIG-T, whose product is annotated as GPI transamidase component PIG-T. Gene Ontology annotation, cellular component: GPI-anchor transamidase complex. The transcript has 10 exons. Gene Ontology annotation, biological process: attachment of GPI anchor to protein. Bases 246 to 2111 code for a protein of 621 amino acids. The record is from RefSeq and is a predicted model, not a curated record. NCBI's taxonomy places the organism in Eukaryota, Metazoa, Arthropoda, Insecta, Hemiptera, Cimicidae.